AUGGCGCCCAGCUCGAAAUCGGAGCGGAACAGCGCGGCUGGGAGCGGCGGCGGCGGCGGCCCCGGGGGAACCUCGGGGAAGCGGGCGUCGGGGCGGCGGCGGGAGCACGUCCUCAAGCAGCUGGAACGGGUCAAGAUCAGUGGGCAGCUUUCCCCUCGCCUCUUCCGGAAGCUACCACCCAGGGUCUGCGUGUCCCUCAAGAACAUCGUAGAUGAGGAUUUUCUCUAUGCAGGGCACAUCUUCCUGGGCUUUUCCAAGUGUGGCCGCUACGUGCUGUCUUACACCAGCAGCAGUGGGGAUGACGACUUCUCCUUCUACAUCUACCACCUGUACUGGUGGGAGUUCAAUGUGCACAGCAAGCUCAAGCUGGUCCGGCAGGUGCGGCUCUUCCAGGAUGAGGAGAUCUACAGUGACCUGUACCUGACCGUGUGUGAGUGGCCCAGCGACUCCUCCAAGGUCAUCGCCUUCGGCUUCAACACCCGCUCCGCCAACGGGAUGCUCAUGAACAUGAUGAUGAUGAGCGACGAGAACCACCGCGACAUCUACAUCAGCACCGUGGCGGGGCCACCACGCGGCCGUUGUGCUGCCUGUCAGGACGCCAGCAGGGCCAACCCAGGCGACCCGAGUGCACAGUGCCUGCGGCAUGGCUUCAUGCUGCACACCAAGUACCAGGUAGUGUACCCCUUCCCCACCUUCCAGCCCGCCUUCCAGCUCAAGAAGGACCAGGUGGUGCUGCUCAACACCAGCUACUCCCUGGUGGCCUGCGCCGUCUCCGUCCACUCGGCAGGUGACAGCCGUUUCUGCCAAGUCCUGUAUGACCAUUCAGCUCCACCUCCAGCCCCCGCCAGCCCCCCCGGGCCUUGGAGCCCAGAAGUGCCCCCCGCCUUCCCCAGCCUCAGCCCCGAGGCUGCCCCAACCCAGCCCUCCGGGGCCCCUGAGCCCUCACCAGCCAUCGCCAAAGCCAAGGAGUUUGUGGCUGACAUCUUCCGUAGGGCCAAAGAGGCCAAGGGUGGCACCUCAGAGGAAGCACGUCUACCUCAGGGUCCUGGGCCUUCAGGCAGCCGCUGCCGCCCACUCUUGGAACCCCCAGCCCCAAGCGGAGAGGUGGCACCCAGGGACAGUCCUUCCACAGCAGAAACAGCUGCUCCUGAGCCUGGCUACAUCAACUACACCAAGUUGCACUACGUGCUGGAAUCCAGGGAAGGGGCUGAGCCUGAGGAUGAGUUUGAGGAUGACAAGAUCUCCCUGCCCUUCGUGGUGACUGACCUCCGUGGCCGCAACUUGCGGCCCAUGCGUGAGCGGACAGCCGUGCAGGGCCAGUACCUGACUGUGGAGCAGCUGACGCUGGACUUCGAGUAUGUCAUCAACGAGGUCAUCCGCCAUGACGCCACCUGGGGCCACCAGUUCUGCUCUUUCAGUGACUAUGACAUAGUCAUUCUGGAGGUCUGCCCAGAAACCAACCAGGUCCUCAUUAACAUCGGUCUGCUGCUCCUGGCCUUCCCUGCCCCCACCGAGGAGGGCCAGCUCCGACCAAAGACCUACCAUACCAGCCUCAAGGUGGCCUGGGACCUCAACACAGGCAUCUUCGAGACCGUCAGUGUGGGGGACCUCACCGAGGUCAAAGGGCAAACCAGUGGCAGCGUCUGGAGCUCCUACCGCAAGAGCUGCGUGGACAUGGUCAUGAAGUGGCUGGUGCCCGAGAGCAGCGGCCGCUACGUGAACAGGAUGACCAACGAGUCGCUGCACAAAGGGUGCUCCCUGAAGGUUCUGGCGGACAGCGAGCGGUACACGUGGAUUGUGCUGUGAGGGCCGCCGCCCCGCACCUGACUCCAACUACCUCCGCGGGCCCAGUGGACCGCCUUCCUGGGCUGGCCCGUCCCCGGCCUAGACCGGGACUAGUGUUAGGCUACGGAAGGGUCUGGUGGGUGGCCCCUGCUGGCCCCAGAGUCUGGACGCUUUUUUAUUUAUGCCUAUUUAAGUUGGGAACGGGUAGAGGGAGGGAACCCCUGUCCCUCAAGCCUCCAGUGCCCACCUUAACCCCAACACACAGGGCCAGGUGCGGCUCCCUGUGCCGUGUCCCCUUUCCUGGGUAGAUGUGGACCUCUUCCCUCCAGGGAGACCCAGUGCCCUGGCCUUCCCCCACCUGGGGUGGGAACCCCAUGGCCCCCUACCCUCUUCCUCCUUUAAUAAAUGCUUCAUUUCUGAGCUUG
Jaculus jaculus (lesser Egyptian jerboa) is the source of this 2210-nucleotide messenger RNA. It is a transcript of the gene Dcaf15, whose product is annotated as DDB1 and CUL4 associated factor 15. The transcript has 13 exons. Gene Ontology annotation, cellular component: Cul4-RING E3 ubiquitin ligase complex. NCBI's taxonomy places the organism in Eukaryota, Metazoa, Chordata, Mammalia, Rodentia, Dipodidae. Gene Ontology annotation, biological process: protein ubiquitination. The coding region runs from base 1 to 1806 and encodes 601 amino acids. The record is from RefSeq and is a predicted model, not a curated record.